Molecule: messenger RNA, 2779 nt
Organism: Catharus ustulatus (Swainson's thrush)
Lineage: Eukaryota; Metazoa; Chordata; Aves; Passeriformes; Turdidae
Gene: HRH2
Product: histamine receptor H2
Exons: 3
Coding region: 913-2127 (404 amino acids)
Biological process (GO): positive regulation of vasoconstriction; chemical synaptic transmission; gastric acid secretion
Cellular component (GO): dendrite; membrane
Molecular function (GO): G protein-coupled serotonin receptor activity; histamine receptor activity; neurotransmitter receptor activity
Source: RefSeq, a predicted model, not a curated record
CAGCAGGUAAGUGUGUGCCUGCAGAAUGGAGCCGGGAGGGAGGGAAGGAACCUUAGCACAUGGCAAACCAGCAGCCCCAAAGCUUGAGGUGAGUGAGGAAGGUGAUGGUGACACUCAAGAAAGCAGCAGCGGGAGGCAGCAGGCAUCCCACCCCCUGCCUGUGCCAGGCACGGCUCGGCACAGCCCGACACGCCGUGUGCUCGAGGCUGGGCUCACUUUCAGCGUUUCAAAUUUGCCGGAUGAUAACCUCGGUGUCUGAGUUCACAGCCCUGAUCCCACCCACUUGAGAUCUGACUCAUGUUGCAGUCACCGCUGCCUGGAUAUUGGUACGAGAGCAGGGAGGGAGCUUGGUUCCAGAGGAGGAGGGAGCAAGGGAGGAGGAGAGGAGACAGGAGAGGGACCGAGGCAGCCGCGGCUCGCAGCACACGCUCCUGCCUUCCCAGCUGAGCCACACACCGCGGAAAGUUGGAGCCAGUGCGGCCACUGAAGCCUCCACACGCUCAGCAGCUGAGACAGCAGCAGCACCUUCCCCAGGUUAUCCUUGGGAGGUGGCAAAGCUCUGUCCCUGCUGGGGCACUGCUGACCACUGUCACCAACCAAACAUGCAGAGGGCCUGAGAGCCCAAAUGGUCACUCAGAGAAAAGGAGAAGGCAAGAAAGGAAAAGAAGCAGGUGAGACCCACCAGCAGCUGCCACAGGGCAUCAUCUCCAGCACUGAGCUCCCAGAGGGGACCAACAGGCACAAAUGAGUUGCAGUUCCACAUCUUUCCUAGACCAUGUCAUUCCCAGCACACAAGGCUGAACAUAUGAAGUGACUCUGCAGUGUUCUCCAAGGUCUCUGUAGAGUAAGGGUCACUUUGGGAAAGGCUCUACCCUGCCUGGUACAGGCUGACUCCAGGCAGCUCUGGAGCUGAUGAGAGCAGGACUGCUCCAUCCUCGCAGUGACACCAUGGAUCCGUGUUAUAACCACACAAACUCUCAAAAAAUGGACUCCUCUGUGCAGGUGGUGGUCGGGUUCUUCCUCGUCACCCUCAUCGUGAUCACUCUCAGUGGUAACAUCAUCGUCUGCCUGGCUGUCAUCCUCGACCGCCGGCUCAGGAGCUUGACAAACUGCUUCAUUGUCUCCUUGGCCAUCACAGAUCUGCUGCUGGGCCUCCUGGUGCUGCCAUUCUCUGCUUACUAUGAACUCGCCAGGAAGUGGCCCUUUGGCAGCAUUUUGUGCAACAUCUACACCAGCCUGGACGUCAUGCUGUGCACGGCCUCCAUCCUCAACCUCCUCAUGAUCAGCCUGGACCGCUACUUUGCUGUCACCACCCCGCUGCGCUACUGCCAGGUGGUCACUCCCUCCCGGGUGGCCGUGGGUUUGGUUGUUAUUUGGACCGUUUCACUGAUGUUCUCCUUCCUACCCAUCCACCUGGGCUGGAACACCAACGGGACAGAAGUGCAAAACACAGACCCCACGUGCAACAUGGAGUGCACGCUGGCAGUGAACCGUGUGUACGGGUUAGUGGACGCCUUGCUCACCUUCUACAUCCCUUUGGUCAUCAUGUGCAUCACCUACUACCGGAUACUCAGGAUAGCAAGGGAGCAAGCCAAGAGGAUAAACCACACGUGGGGCAGCACGUCCAUGCCGCCCAUGGUGAAGGAGCACAAAGCCACGGUGACGCUGGCGGUGGUGCUGGGAGCGUUCAUCGUGUGCUGGUUCCCCUAUUUCACCGUGUUCACCUACCGGGGGGUGUGGGGGGACAGCAAGGUCAAAGGCACCCCCAUGUCCAUCGUUCUGUGGCUGGGCUAUGCCAACUCAGCCCUGAACCCCAUCCUCUAUGGGACACUCAACAAGGAUUUCCGGCUGGCAUACCAGCACUUGCUGCACUGCUGGAGGAUGGGACACCCCAGGAACCCCCACCUGCCUCCCCUCCAGAAGGCCCAGCCCAGGGGCAGCCAGGGCCAGGGCGGGCAGGAGGGUAAACCCUUGAAACUGGAAGUGAGGAGUGAGAAGGGGACCCUGCUCACUGAUGGAGCCCUCAAGAGGAUCCCUGCUCUGGCACAUGACAUUCACUCCAUCCCCAAACGCUGCUGGAGAGUUCUCUGCCCGCCCAGGUGUCUUCCCAGGAGGGUGGUGUGUUAGAAGAGCCCUUGGAGGAGCUGCAGAACAACAUCGCCCCUGUCCUGUCUGGGCAGUGACACUUUCAGCAUCAAGUCCCACACCAGCAGGAAGAGAUGCCUGAGAGCUGGGUCAGGAAGCAGCACAUGCCCUUGACAGGACUGGGAUGGGAUUUGGGAUGGGAUUUGGGAUGGGAUGGGAUGGGAUUUGGGAUGGGAGUGCCCUCUCCAGAGCCAUGGCAGUAGGUCAGGCUGCAAGGGCAUGGGGGCUGUUGCUGAGGUCUUGGUGCCAGGCAGACCAGCCUAGGAUGGAGAAAAGCAGCACAGGCACUUCCCUGGUGUCCUGGGGAUGUGACCACUCCUCAGAGGGGGCAAGGCCUGGUAGAUGGGGUGAUGUGCCAGAAGGGCUCAGCCCUCAGGGUGAUGUUGGCAGUGCUGGAUGUCCGUGCACAGGACACCCCAGUCCCUCAGCAUCCAUGCUGGGGCAAGGCUGUCUCCCAUCCCUGGGGCUGUCCUUACAGCACACCACCUGUCCCAGCCCUCCUGCAAGGGAAAGAGAAGCCCUGGAGCCUGCUGGGCCAUGAGAGACACUGAGCAGCCAGGGCUCAAUGCUAAGGCUCCCAAAAGAGGAUGUUUCUGCCCUGAGCCUGUGCAGAAAUUAUCAGUGGUAUAAAAAU